AUGAAAACUUCUUUCCAGAAAGACAAAGCUCUUGAUGCAUCAAUCGAAUCCGCUUCCGUUAUCAAAGAAGUUGAUACCUUGACCAAGAAAAUCAUACCUCUUCGCGGAUCUACAAGUAUUGGUACCUCACAGUGCAUCAAAGAUAAAUUUGGUGAGGAGGUUCCAGCUCUUGGACAAAAGUGGUGGUCAAAUAGUACAGCUGAUCCCCCCUCCAAAAGCGUCAACGAAGCAAGGCGUUGUCCAGAAAAUUGCAUCACCUUUGACACCAAAUAUACCAUCAACUACUACAACGAAGAAGGUGUACCGAUUGAAAGUCCUAUCGAAGAUCCUAUCGAAGAUCCUGUCCGAAUAAAGAAGUUAAUGUGGAACAGAGAAAGAGCCUCUGAACCCGCUGAUACUGUUCAUCUCGUUGGCGAUCUAGCGAUCAAUCCCCAAGAGCUUAUCAAAAUGGAACCAGAUACCUUGAAUCACCCAAGACAGUCCGCUACUAAUGAUCAGUUUAAUGACAAUUCUGAAGUUUAUCCCGCACCUACCAUGAAUCAAUUUAUAGACGAUUCUACUACAAUGCAAGUCAUCAACCACCAAGAGAAUCCUGCAACCAGUGGCAGCUUUGACAUCAAUUCCGAAAUCAGUCACUCAGCUGUCGAAAAUGAACGUGUGGGAGAAUCCUUCACUGCAGAGCCAGUCUCUGCCGACCGGGAGAAAUCUGCAAUAGAUAACAGCCUCGGAAACAAAAUCUCUAAUACAAUGCGAGAUUUGGCUGCCAAAGGACUACAGGUGGUCAAUGAUUUAGAUGAGAAAGCUGCUGCUCGCGCUCAAUUUUUCGAUGGCACAGACGAUCAAUAUACAGAUGACCAUAUUGCAGCAAUGACUGUCACCAGGCGCCAUGACAAAUCUUCGACGAGUAGUAGUCUGGGAAGCAGAGUCUCUAGCACCAUGCGCAACCUGGCUGAAGUUGGAUUACAAGUCAUUCAUGAUCUAGAUGAGAAAGCCGCUCGUCACGCUAGAUUCUCUUUAGACAGUCCAAUUCCAAUGGAACCGGAGCCAGUAGUUACUAAUCAAACAAAUCCCUUUGAAAAAUUUCUACUCACCAUCAAGCGACGAGGUGGACAUAGGAAGACAACCAGCUGUGACAUGCCUAGAAACAGAAUUGAAGGAGGCUUAUUUGAAUCACCUAUCGUCUCACAGAGACCCGGCCACAGAAAGUCCCUAUCGGGCAGCUCCUAUGGGUUUGUGAAUAACAUGAAGAGUGUUGGAACUAGUCUUGCAAGCUUCAGUAUUGCACCGCGUUCAAGAACGGGCAUGUCCUCUCGCCAUCAACGAACUGACUACAGCAGUAGAGCAUCCUAUGCUGGAAGAGCUUCUGAAGAUAACGGAAAUUGCUUAUCACGAGCAUUUAUUCUCGACAAGGAGGUGAUUAAGCGCAUGGAACAACGUCAAGGCGUCAUUGAGGAGAUUCUAUCCACUGAGAAAGCCUACCUUGAUGAUGUUCAAGCUCUUAUACGCGUUUUUGAUGGUCUCCUAAUCGCCAUCCCUAUUCUCUCGCAAAGCUUACGCAAGUCCAUUGUCAUUACUCUCAAGGAUAUCUGGAGCCACAAUAACGAGCUCUAUAAUGAACUCGUUACAGUUGUGGCCAAUACAAAUAAGUCUUCUGGGGUAGGAGUGGUUAAUCCACCUAACCACCCGCCAAUCAAGGGACACAAGAGAUGGCAAAGUCUAGGAGAAGCACCUGCUUCGAAUUCUACCGAAAGCCGUGGUCGACACAUUGGUGAUCCAAAGGUUGCGGGGGAGAUUGCAAAGGUCUUUUGUGGAAAGAUCCCAGGAUUGUUCUUGUAUGAAUCUUAUGGCAUCAUGCAUAGCGAGGUUAUGAAGCAGAUUCAUACAUCAUACAGAACUACGGAUGAAUGGAGAGAUUUCAAUCAAGCAAUCCGAUCAACAGAGGAAAUGAUCAUCUCUACUGACAAUCGAGAGAAUGGCUCCCGCAAAGGAAGACACUUUGAUGAUUACUUCAUUAAGCCUAUCCAUCGUAUUGCUAGAUACGAAGUUUUGUUUGGUCGUCUCCUAGAACAAAGCCCAGUCUGCGAUUGCCCAGAAUCCUCAACCACCGUUGAGACUGCGCUUUUUCGACUCAAAGAAGUUCACAAGACAAUGAACUCUGCUGCAGGUAAUCAUCAAAAGGCAACUGCUAUGUCAAGAACAUGGCUAUUGCAGGAUCGUCUACUUUUUACAAGCCAGGCAAGUCUCCGAAUUUCAAUCAACUGCCUUCUACUACUGACAUUACCUAGCCGGAAAGUAGAUCUCGUGAUAAGGUCCAACCAUCUGUGCGGUGUGCUUCAUGCUUGUUGGCAGACGCAAGUCACUGUUGCAGGUCGUAAUAUCACCGGACAGUACCUCAUAGCUCUCUUGUAUGAAAAAUUCUUCGUUCUUGCCCAGCCUUCUGGAACGCAAGAUGAGAUUUAUGCCAUUCAAGCUUGCAUUCCAAUUAGUGAGCUCACUGUAGAGGAUGUUGAUAACAGUAAAGGCUUACAAUGUCACACGGCGCCCCACUCCUGGAAGAUUGUAUUUGAGCACAUCUCUCAACUCUUUGAAAUUAUAGUCAGCGCAUGCUCAGCAAAGGAAGAGUUGGAGUGGAAGAGCCGUCUGAUUGAUCGUUCUGGCAAACAAUGCAAUAGUACUGUUCAGCAAGAAAUGACUGCAUCAUUGUCACUUGAUAUCAAGCCGAUGGGAACGGUCUAUGGAAAGCCAGGUACUGUUGCUCGACGCAACUCAAUUCAUAGAGCAACAACAAUGAAAGGUCAAACCACCAUUCCUCGUAGCGUUAUCGUUAGGAACACUAGUGCCACAGUCGAACCUUCUCUUUCAAGCUCCGCUUCCCAGCUCUCGAUCAACAGAUCCCAAUCCCUAGCCGGUCCGCAUCGCCCCACGAUCCUCGCCCCUUCCCGCACAGAGCGCUUUCGUCUUGAAACCCUUCUCGCCGACGUCUGGACCCGCGAUAUCAUCCCUUACCCUGGCAUGGGCUCCCGACCCCACAGAGAACACACAGUCAGAGCAUCCGCAAGCUCUAUGAUGCGCAAGAUUAGCCACGCAAGCAUUUCCAGCAUCACCAAGCGCUCGGGUAGCAUUGCCAGUCUUCACAAGAGCGCAGAAGAUCACACGGCCACCGAGCUGGAUAGUCUCAGACCUAUGGUUCUCAAUCGUCAAGCUCGUCACAACUCCAGCGAUAGUAUGCCAUUACCCGAAGACGAAAACUCGUUAGGCCAAGAUGCAGGCGGUGGAAGACAUGGUUCGCGACUUGCUGUGAUUAUUGAUGAGAAGGAGGGUAGUGCGGGUACGGGAGCUGCUCAUUCUACAACUGCCAGUCCAAUCAUGGCGCGUCUUGCAAGUUUCAGAAGCAAGAAGAGCUCGGGCUCGUUGGAUGAUUCGUUGAAUUCUAAGCGCUCUUCUGCUUCUAAAUCUCCGUCGGGGAAGAGUUCGUUAGCUUUACCGAUUGUUACGGCUGCUCAUGGAGAGGAGGUCCGAAAGGAGAAUGUAUUGCAUUCGUCAAUGACGGUUGAUGGUAGUAGUAGCGGAGAAGAAGUAGCUGGUGAUUUAUUGCAAGCACAGCAGAGGAAGGGUAGAAAUAGGGCUAUGCUAAUGGAGGGAUUUAAGAAUCUUUUCCGUUAG
Molecule: messenger RNA, 3663 nt
Organism: Botrytis fragariae
Lineage: Eukaryota; Fungi; Ascomycota; Leotiomycetes; Helotiales; Sclerotiniaceae
Product: putative dbl domain-containing protein
Exons: 8
Coding region: 1-3663 (1220 amino acids)
Molecular function (GO): guanyl-nucleotide exchange factor activity
Source: RefSeq, a predicted model, not a curated record